CCUCUGAUCUGAAAAAAAAAAAAUGGCGGAUGAAUGUAAUGGAUUUUAAAAAUCCUCAAACAACUUGCCAGGAAAGCUCUAUAAACAACCGUAAAAGAAAGCAAACUAACGAAGAAAAGUCCUCUAAGCGUUCUUGUGAGGAUGGUUAUUCUUGGUGGACUGCAAUGAUGUUGGGAUUACCGACAACGAGGCAGCAAUCCUACUCCCGAGUGAAUGUUCGCUCUGUAAAAUACUAGAAAUUUUCUUUUUUAAUUUUCUGUACUGGCCUAAAUGUAAAUAUUAGUAACAAAAAUCUUUUUAUAUCCAAAAGCAACUGUUUUUAUCUGUUUGAAACUUUUUUUAAUAAGAAAUUUACUAGAUGACAAUAUAUUUUAUGAAUUCAAAUAUCUAGAAAACUUACCCUAGCUUGCUCAAAACCGUUGUAUGAAAACUAGAUAUUUUUUUACAAAGCYUAUAUAUAUAUUAUAUUUUUUGUAGUUUCACCCAGUUUCAAUGUAUCAAAUGAUACAGUUCACAACUUAAAACCUAAAGAUGCACAACUUGUAAAUACCUUAGUAGUCAUAGAAACAAUGGAGGCAUCAAUCGAUACUUGUAGUGCAAGCGACCCAAGUGAAAGAAUGCCACCAAAGCCAGAAGAGCCAUUGAGCAGUGACUGUUGUGGUUCAGGUUGCACACCUUGUGUUUUUGACAUUUACGAAGAAGAUCUCCGUAAAUGGGAACUGGAAUGCAAGUUAUUUACUCAUUCCAACAUGAAGAAGGACAAAAGCAAAGAUAUUGUUCUCAGUAAAUCAGAAUUCAGAGCUUUCAGAAUAGAUUCAAUGAUACAGAUGACUGGAAACUGUUGGCUGUACAGGUUUGUCAUUCCUGAUGGAGGUACAUUGGGGCUGAAGACUGGACAGCAUAUUAUACUAAGGAGUAAUAUGAACAACCCACCAAUCACAAGGCAGUACACACCUGUCUCUCAUCUURAUGCAGAGGGAUAUUUUGAUGUGGCAAUCAAGAUUUACAAAGAUGGUAAGAUGUCAAAGUAUGUCAAAACAUGGGAAGUUGGUGACAUGGUUGAAUGGAAAGGACCCUUUGGUAGCUUUACCUAUAUACCAAACAAGUACCAACACGUUUGUAUGCUUGCUGCUGGGACGGGAAUAGCUCCAAUGAUUCAAGUACUUCACACAAUUCUUAACAAUGAAGAAGACGAGACGCGAGUGACACUACUUUUCUCSUGCUGUACUUAUGAAGAUAUACUCAUGAAAGAUGAACUUGAUGCUAUGAAGGAUUAUUGGAAUUUUAGUGUCAAAUAUUUUAUUACAAAGGAAAACCAUGGCAACAAAUCACGUGUUCGUUAUGGAGACGAAGUGCAUUAUGGUCGCAUUGAUAAAGAUGUCUUACGUCACGAAUGUCCUGAUGCUGAUCAAAAACCGCUAUUUCUCAUUUGUGGUACCAAGUCAUUUGAUAAGGACAUGAUUAAUCAUCUUUCUUUGCUGGGACAUGACAGAUCUAUGUUAAUUAAGUUUUGACUCCAGUGGAGUUAUUUACGUGGAUUCUUUUGCAGCUACGCAGUCGGUGUCUUGAUAGUCCUAAUCAGAGUUAGUAGUUACUAACUCUGUCCUAAUAGUCGGCAAGUGUAGUCACUAGACCUUGGCGAUGCGGGAAUGUGUUUGUAUGCUUUGUGUUUCUUAUGUUUUUUUGUUGUUUUUUUUGUCAUUGGACUUAUUUUAAAAGUUACUAUUUCUAAUAUCCAGAUCCUAGUCAGUAUCUCAAUGGAAUAUGAAUUUGAAACUAAGAAGAUUCUGGGUACGAGAAUGAGUUGCAUAAAAAAGGGUAAUUUCGCAAUUUCGUUGCAUAACUUUUUCUUGUUUUUUAACUAUUACAUUUUAUUUCAUGAUUAGUGRAAACGAGUCUUUCCAUCACUCAACAGUCCAAAGACAAUCGCCAAAGCAGUUUUGAGUUCAUUUCGCACGAGAUUUGACUAUUUCUUCAACUAAAUACGAAAAUUUUGUCAAGGUUUUAGCUCGUAUUGUAAUCCAUGUCUUCCCGCUGAACAAAGGCAUUUUAGAUCACAUGAAUGGUCAGUUURWUAAACCUUAUUGUUCGUGAAAACUCAUUAAAAGAUUUUCUUAA
Molecule: messenger RNA, 2118 nt
Organism: Exaiptasia diaphana
Lineage: Eukaryota; Metazoa; Cnidaria; Anthozoa; Actiniaria; Aiptasiidae
Product: NADH-cytochrome b5 reductase-like
Exons: 5
Coding region: 570-1514 (314 amino acids)
Molecular function (GO): oxidoreductase activity
Source: RefSeq, a predicted model, not a curated record